UGUUCUUUCGUGUACAUAUUUAGCUUCUGUUUUGUUCUUAUUCUUAGUUUUAUUAUUGUUUUGAAAGCACUCUGAAUUAGUUUAUUCAGUUUAAUUCCAGAUUACCAAAAAGCUGUCUGGAGCCGCCAAGGGGACGGCGCUCUGGGUGUCCUCCGUCAGCAUCGAGAAGGGGCGGGUCCUGACCGGCGCCCUGACAGCCCAGGAGGGACCUGGACCGGAUGGUGUCAGGCCUCAUCAGGCGCUACAGCGAGGCGGGCGUGGACCGGAUGGUGUCAGGCCUCAUCAGGCGCUACAGCGAGGCGGGCGUGGACCGGAUGGUGUCAGGCCUCAUCAGGCGCUACAGCGAGGCGGGCGUGGACCGGAUGGUGUCAGGCCUCAUCAGGCGCUACAGCGAGGCGGGCGUGGCUCCCCCUAUACUCCUCCACGUGGACUGUGGCUGCUGCGAGGAGGCGGGAGGGGAGAGCGAGCUGAAGGCCAGGUUCGGCGGCUGGCCAGACCUCGUCAUCCGGCUGGACGCCUGGCACUUCCUUCGGCGGCUUGCGGCCGGAUGCACGACGGACGCCCACGCCCUGUACCCCAUCUUCAUGGCCAAGCUCUCCGUCUGCCUGUUCGAGUGGGACCCUGAAGAAGUGGCCCUUCUGCGCCACGCCAAGAGGGAGGAGCUCCGGAGGGAGGGUGUGCCCGGCAUCUCCGAGGCUCUGGUGGACGGCCGAUUGACCAAGGCCCAGUUGGCGCUGUACUGCAGGCGGAGGACCCGCGGAGAGGAGGCCCCCGUCCACCAGGUGGAGGCCCUGCUGCAGGAGCUGAUGGGGGACAAAGGCUGGGACCUGCUGGGCGGUCCCCUCCUGGACCGGGGGAGGAUGGAGCACAUCUGGCGGGUUCAGAAGAGGCACGUCCUGCAUCCAGGACCUGCCAGGUGUGCCUCUGUACACAAAGACCGGCACCACCACCACCAAGGAGGGCGUCGUCCUCACCAAGUACAGCUCUUCCUUCUGGACGGGCUGAACCGGUGGAACCAGGACCGGGCUGCUGCUGCUGUGGCUGAGGAGAGGUCCGCUCUCCUCGGCCUCUCGGGGGAUCUGGUACAUUGUGUCAACACAUGUGGCACCAAUGUGUCUGGACAGAUGUUGGUCCCCUCCCUCCGCCUCCCCACCGAGUACACUGGUAAGUAGUGGUAGUACACUGGUAAGUAGUGGUAGUACACUGGUAAGUAGUGGUAGUACACUGGUAAGUAGUGGUAGUACACUGGUAAGUAGUGGUAGUACACUGGUAAGUAGUGGUAGUACACUGGUAAGUAGUGGUAGUACACUGGUAAGUAGUGGUAGUACACUGGUAAGUAGUGGUAGUACACUGGUAAGUAGUGGUAGUACACUGGUAAGUAGUGGUAGUACACUGGUAAGUAGUGGUAGUACACUGGUAAGUAGUGGUAGUACACUGGUAAGUAGUGGUAGUACACUGGUAAGUAGUGGUAGUACACUGGUAAGUAGUGGUAGUACACUGGUAAGUAGUGGUAGUACACUGGUAAGUUGCACUGAAUACUGGAUACUUCAAACUUGGACAUGAAAUGAUGACCAGGCAUGUAUACGUUUUAAAUAAAAGGCUUUUAAUUCUACAAAUCUGAUUAGAUUCACAUAUUUGCAUAUUCUGUCGUCCAAUCGGUCAUCAUAAAUAUAAUCAUAACAAGAAGGUGCUAUAAUCAAAUAAUGAAUGGGGGCUGCAGACUUUCUAUCUUUAUUCAGACCAACAUUAAUAUGGGUUCCACACAUGUUGAUGUACUUAUUAUUGAUAGUCAUCGACUACCUGUACCUGCAGACGGGGAAGUGCAUGCAGGACAUGGAUCCUGAGGGGGAGGAGACGGAGCAGCUGCUGGAGGACCUGGCCGACGAGGCAGAGGAUGAGGGCUUCACAGACGACACCGAGGCUAGUCUGGAGGUCUUCUCUGCCCUCAUUUCUAUCCAGGGGCCCAACAGCAGGGUGUCUCCGUGCUGGGCCAGGGUGUGGACCUGCCUGCCCCCGCGCCUGUGGCCACCGGGGUCUUAACUCACACACACUGACACACCGACGGCACCACGUGACGGUUGGUCGAAGUCGGACUUGAACCAGCGACCCCGUGGUCAUGAGGCGCCGUCAGCCGCUAGCUGGGCGGUGCUCCUUCUGACGCUCACCGUCUGUCCGUCACGACUCUACCAUGACGUCAUCUGUCUGUGUUCGGCUGGGAGGAGGUUUGUCUUCGGGUUCAUUAUCUUUGAUGGAAGUGUGACGUUCUGAUGAGAGGGAAACGUGUAGAUUCAACAUUUAGAGAAAAAGGUGUGGAUAUUAAAUAUUAAUUCUGAUAUAAAAUAACGAACGAUGUCUAACGAUGUUUUGUCCAACUCACACAGCGCAGGUUUGCACGGGUUUACAUAUUGAACAAAAUACUAUAUAUAUACAUGUAUAUGUAUAUAUGACCUCUAACACCUAAACUAAUCAUCUCUAGUACCUAAACUAACCAUCUCUAGACUCUAGUACCUAGUCUAUACAUAUAUAUAGAAUAUAUUAGGCUAAAGUAAUAACUUUUAUGUGACUUUGCGGAUGGUUGUGAAGUGUGUGUUGAAGGUUUCCUGUUGUACGCGUCAGGACGGCUUCUGGAGGAGUUAUGAACGACAUGAAUCAUAGAACAGGCCGACACAUGUUUAUUGUAAGAAAUAACUUUUAGUUGGUUAACGGGAAUGGAAUCACAGUGAUCUGAACAAUCACAAUUCAUAAUAAUUAAUAACAUAAUAAUUAAUUCAUCAUUAUGUUCUGAUUGAUUUCCUCUGUUACUAAACCCUAAACCCUGGAAUCAAACCCUAACACCUUUCUAUACCCUGCGUGAAUAUGUAUAAACCGAUACGUCCCAAACAGUGAGGGUAGACUAAUACACAGACAGGAAUGAACAGCAUUGACUAAAACCAAAAGUAAUAGAAUUACACACCAGCCGUUUGAUAGAUGAUUAUUAUUUCCCCAUGUGAUUCUUGUGUAGGUGUUAACAUAACAAUAUUGUGUUAACAAUAUCAUUGAUUUCUCUACAUGUGUGGUUCUAUUACAGACCCUUGUUAUCAACAUUAAACGUACAAUUCCA
This is a messenger RNA of Gadus morhua (Atlantic cod), 3100 nucleotides long. RefSeq lists its product as uncharacterized. The transcript has 2 exons. NCBI's taxonomy places the organism in Eukaryota, Metazoa, Chordata, Actinopteri, Gadiformes, Gadidae. The record is from RefSeq and is a predicted model, not a curated record. Bases 219 to 1172 code for a protein of 317 amino acids.